Messenger RNA from Hibiscus syriacus, 895 nucleotides. RefSeq lists its product as uncharacterized. NCBI's taxonomy places the organism in Eukaryota, Viridiplantae, Streptophyta, Magnoliopsida, Malvales, Malvaceae. The record is from RefSeq and is a predicted model, not a curated record. The transcript has 2 exons. Gene Ontology annotation, cellular component: membrane. Gene Ontology annotation, molecular function: acetylglucosaminyltransferase activity. Bases 1 to 834 code for a protein of 277 amino acids.
AUGAAGGAGCCGAAGAAAGAUUCGGAUAAACUAGUGUGGGAUCAGAUUCAGAUGAGGCGUCCAUCGGGUAACAAUCUUGUUCAUGGUUCAUCGUCUUCCACACCCAUUCCUAAGUUAAUGAUCUUUAAUAAAUCCCAACAGUACGGCGGAGACGACGGCGUCGCUCCACCGACAUUGGGGUGCCCGGGAGAAACAAAUGGGUUUAUUACAAAUGCCCAAGGCUCCGCCGAGACCGACGGAGAUUCACGACGUCGUGUUCGGGAUCGCGGCUUCUUCCAAGCUAUGGCAGCAGAGGAAAGAGUACAUCAAGGUUUGGUACAAGCCGGAACGAUGCGCGGCGUCGUUUGGCUAGACAAUCGAGUGAAAUACUCGGCCGAAGAUGGUCGGGCCCUACCGCCGGUUCAAUUCUCCAGCGACACCUCAAAAUUCGCGUACGCGAACAAGCAGGGACACCGGUCGGCUAUCCGGAUCUCGCGGAUCGUGACGGAGACGUUGAGGAUGAAGAUGGAUAACGUGAGGUGGUUCGUGAUGGGCGACGACGACACCGUUUUCAUCACCGAUAAUCUCAUUAGGAUUUUGAGGAAAUACGACCAUACCCAGUAUUAUUACAUCGGGAGCUUAUCGGAAUCUCAUAUCCAGAACAAUUUUUUAUCCUACAGCAUGGCAUACGGCGGCGGCUUCGCCAUUAGCUACCAUUGGCUAAGGCCUUGUCAAAAAUGCAAGAGCAGUAUAUUCAAAGGUAGCCAGGGUUAUACGGCUCCGAUGAUCGGAAACAAGCUUGCAUGGCUGAACUCGGUGUCCCACUCACCAAUGAACGCGGUUUCCACCAGGUAGGCGACUCCGUUUUGUCACAUUUUUUUUGUUUGUGAAAGCGCAUUUCUUUGUGUUUAGACUA